AAUUCAGGCAGCCGGUUGGCAGUACGCGUUUAUACGUCGGCGCGUACGCACGUGUCGAACAAUUCGAAAAGCGUUGUUUAUAACACGAUACGUAGUGAGAGACUCGAUCGUGGAUGGUGAAAAUUGUGUGAAAUAAGUAAGAACAAUAAAUUAGAUCAGUUUGAACACCGCGAUGAAGGUGCUUACGGUGGAAGAUAAAGUUGUUAGUGUGGGGAAUGAGAGAGAACCUACCGUAGACGUUGAAGUUCCGAAAUCAAUAAGGGAAGAAUUAAACAGAGGUUGCCCAUUGGGAGUUUCCCGCGUGAUCGACUCGGUAUACAUAUGUGGUGCCCAUGCUUUGCCCGGAGCUGUCAAGGCGUUACGACCAGGUCUAGUGGUUAAUGCUGCGCCAGAACUUCCACCGCCACCAGAAGACUAUGUUCCCAGACAUUAUGUACCACUCCUAGAUACACCUAAUUCAGAUAUGCAUCCUUAUAUGGAAAGCGUCGCAGACUUAAUACAUGAAGUAGUUGCAAGAAAUGAACAGGUUCUAGUGCAUUGUGUCGCUGGAGUGUCCCGCUCAGUCACCCUUUGCUUGGCGUACCUGGUGAAAUGGCACAAAAUGACCCUGAGAGACGCUUACCAUCACAUGAAACGAAGAAGGCCACAAAUACGACCGAACACAGGAUUUUUCAAGCAGCUCAUAAAAUACGAAGAGAGACUAUUUGGGGAAGCGUCCGUCAAAAUGGUGUACUGUGAAGCGAUUGACAAAGAAAUUCCUGAUGUAUACGAGCCAGAUUACAGUGGGAUGACGUGGUUCCGACAGCGGUAUGGACCUAUUGAAAAUAGCUAGCUAUAAGCAAUCCGUGCUAAUUAUUCUAUGGUUAUAGGCACUGAUGUAAUAACCUUAAGUUGAAAUCAUGCUUGGAGUAAUUGGGUUAUGCACGCUAUUUAUAAGACUGAGGAACGACUGCAUUAGUGAGUGUGAAUGAUUGCCUCGUAAACUUUUAGCAAUUAAGGAAUUAUUAUGAGUUUUGUAACGUUUAUGAACAGAAGCGUUGUAAAUUCUUUGUGCUAAUUAUUAAGAUUGAGAUAAUUUAUAUAAUUUUGUGUAAGCAAUAUUAUGUUAAGGGACCAAA
Zerene cesonia (dogface butterfly) is the source of this 1118-nucleotide messenger RNA. Its product is annotated as dual specificity protein phosphatase 14-like. Gene Ontology annotation, molecular function: protein tyrosine/serine/threonine phosphatase activity. The coding region runs from base 173 to 832 and encodes 219 amino acids. Gene Ontology annotation, biological process: protein dephosphorylation. Gene Ontology annotation, cellular component: cytoplasm. The transcript is spliced from 4 exons. Lineage: Eukaryota; Metazoa; Arthropoda; Insecta; Lepidoptera; Pieridae. The record is from RefSeq and is a predicted model, not a curated record.